Molecule: messenger RNA, 3992 nt
Organism: Pocillopora meandrina
Lineage: Eukaryota; Metazoa; Cnidaria; Anthozoa; Scleractinia; Pocilloporidae
Source: the annotation of a GenBank genome assembly
UAUAAAUUAUUCACGAUCUGAUUAAGAAUUUAAUCACGACUAUCUAAAUUUCCAACUCUUAAUCAAAGGGCUUUAAAGGAAUCAAGACAGAUUAUAGAAAUUAUCUCCGCGAAUGAUAUAAAAUUCCGACUGCAGGUAAUUACUGGCGUCUCACUCUGGCUUAAAGCUGAAAAACAAGGAGGUUUCACAAGUGAGCUGAAAAUAAUUUUACAUUCUCCCAUUUCUUAUUUUCACAGAUGGCUUCGAUGACGAUGAUAACGGUGGCGUUCUUGCUUGUGUUAAUGUUGGUCUUGAGCGAAUGUCGGCAUCGCAAGCUUGGUAGACCUGCCAGACCCCCGCGUCACCGCUAUGCCAUUGCAAAGAAAGGCCGUAAGUAAUGUUACAAUCUUGUCUCAAAAUGGUUUUAAUCUUUGAAAAGGUGAAUAUUUCGAUCUUGAGUUACCCAUGAUCAUGUGACUUAGGCAAGUGUACCCGGUAGCUAUCUGUUUUAAGGUACAUGUAUACAUUUCGUUAAAUCUCAGAAAAAAGCAAUUUCAUCUUUUUUUUUUUUUUGCCUUUUCAUAAUUUCAUGAGAUAAUUUUUUUCGCAUUUUAAACAGUUUUUAUCACAAGGUUUAGUAAGUACCUUCCCCAAGGCCCAGAAAAGUCAUCUAAAAAGUCGGAAAGGUUUCUUUGGUGGUUUCCCAGUUCAGAGAAUACCUACGCAAAAUUUAGAAAUUUUAGCGAGCAUAAAUCAUGACCUGAAUUGAACUAACAAAUUUCCCCUCUUAAGAACCUGCGCUUUAAUUUAUCAAAUCCAUCAUAUCUUAUGACAAAAAUAUUGUAACAAUCAAAUCUCCUAACAUUGUGGGACUAUAUUGAUAAUCUCCAUUACAUAGUCUCGCACAGAAACCGCUUUGGCAGUCAACAAUACCCUUGAUUCCGUAAUUGGUUGCUUAAGACUAACAUGAUGAUGUGCAUGUCUUAUUACAGAAUUACGAUUAGCUGAUCGCGAUACAAUUAUUAGAAAUUUAAAAAAAAUUAUGUUUAGCCACUUUAUAUUUGAACUUGCACAUAGGCUUAAGUUUAAGUCACCAUAGUAACAUCUCAAAGGCGAGUGAUCGUCAUAACUCGUUCCCCCAAAGAUGUUAGAUUAAUUCUGUUACGCCAAUUAACAAUUCUAUCGAAUUUAUUUUAAGGACCUGUAGUAAUUCAUUCAAGCAAGGUGCAGUCAAUGCUGAUAAUAUUUGGUUUUAAUCAUUUCCUUAGUUAUCUGGGAACUUUUGAAACAGAGAUAUAUGAGCAAUAAUUUUUUCAACGGUUUCUUGUGCGAUAUCUUCUCCAGUGAAUCUUAUGUGGAUUUGAAUGUUUUCAACGACUUUCUUUUCAUCUUUUAGUAUGCCCCAUGGGAGGAGGAGAUAAAAACGCCGGAUGUAACCAUUGGGAAAAGCAAGGAUACUGUAAUCAAGGGCACCUCUACUAUGAUUUUGUGUCGACCAACUGUCCUGCCUCCUGCGGCAUUUGUCAAGGUUUGUAUGGGGAUCAUUUUAACAGAGCUAAUUUUUUAUUAGAUAAAGCCAAUUUUAAAUGUGUGUCGUAGCAACCAAUCAAAAGAAGUCGGCCUAUCGAAAGAGAAAAAAAAUAUCCUAGUAUGCAUAUUCUCCAUAGUGUUCUCUGUAUAUUUCCUAAGGUGCUGACAAUGAGAUUUGUUUUUACAAUCAAUAGCUGCUUUUGUUGCUGAUCGUUCUCUUUAUUCUCAUGACCUUAAUGUUUGAAUCAGGAGUGAUGCUGUAAGGAGAAAAUAGAUGCUACUCACUCUUAGAGGUUAAAGGGUCUUCUUCUAGGCUAUCUUAAGCUCAAGAAUUAAUGCUAUAGGGAGCUGUUCAUCCAAGUUUAGAGUGAUUUAAGACCUGAAUAAUGAUCGCUUUGGUAAGUUAGUGAAUACGUGUUUCACAAACCAACACAAAAAUUGAAGAAGAAGAAGAAAAAAAAAAAUGGAAGACAAGUAGUGGUUGUAGUAGGAAAAAUAACAGUAGAAGUAAAUAAGAACAUUUCUGUGUUUUAAAAUAAAAUAAAAUAAAAAUAUAAGCUUGUCUUGUUCAUAAGGUUCGUACAAUUGGUGGAAAUUUAAACUGAAAUUAUUUGAUUGUUCUGUUCUGUCCGGAUUUUCAGGCGUGACAGUUGAUUCAGGCUCCACCCUCAUCAACUAUCACGCAAUAGAACUGUCGAUCACUCAAUAAAGUUUGCAUAAUCUUUAUCAUCUUUUUUCUCAUUUCAGCUCGUCCUACUCCACCUCCAAGGCCCCGACCUGUGAGAGGUAGUGAUCAAAUAAUGUUUUCAAUGAUUAUUUCAGUUUACUCUUUGGUUAAAAACCUAUUCGAUCCUUCCAUCUUCAUCAACAGUGAACCUCAAAGAGUGUCUGGAAGCCCAUAACUUGGCACGUGCUCUGCACGGGGCUAGACCGCUGACAUGGAACAGGACACUGGCCCGGAGUGCUCAAGCUUGGGCCCUGGACCUUGCAAAGCGGAAUAAAUUCGAGCAUUCGCGUGUAAGAGGAGAGGGAGAAAACCUUUACUACUCAAUGGGUAGCAGCGAAAAGACAGCAACAUGCAAAGACGCUCUUGAUGCCUGGUAACCUAUUUAAUUCAAAUUAGUAUGAGGAAUUGCGGAAAUGUUUUUACUUAUUACUAAAACAGAAUGUAGAACUUGCCCAUGACACAUUGUACAAAUUCUGCAAAUUUAGAGACGCUGGUUCACGCAAGCAGUAUGGUAAUAUGGUGAUGUAUUCUUUUAAAUUGGCACAUGCGCACUAUCUGUAAUAUGUAUACAUGCCUGGGUUGACUUACGUUGCAAGACCGUCUUUUUGUCUUGAAAGAUAAUUUCUGUCAAUUUUUGAUCUCUGCAUUAAUGUUUUCAUUCCUGUAUUUUUAUUUCCUAGGUAUGGAGAAGUUUCUGAUUAUCCUUUCUCAAAUCCCCCGAAAUCUAUUUUUGACGUACCUGGUGUUCAAAUUGGACAUUUUACACAGGUGUGGAUCAUUGAAUUUUUCCUGACUUAAAAAGUUGCCAUAGCAACGACGUAACCUAUUUGUUAAGAGUAUCAGUUGAGUGCUUUAAUUUUUUGUUACUAGUCAACCCUUUACACCCCAACAUUGCUAUACAUAUUCUCCAUUCUGUUCUCUAUACAUCUCCUAAGGAGCUGAUAAGGAGAAUUUGUUUAACAAUCAAGAGCUUCUUUAGUUGAUGAUUAUUUCCAUUAUUCUCGUGACCUUAACGUGUGAUUCAGGGUGAUAUUGUAAGGAGAAAUUAGAUGUUAGUCACUCUUAGGAAUCAAAGGGUUACGAGAUGAAUAAAGAGAGGAAUAUUAUGAACAUAAAUCAUAACUAGAGAAUAGAGAAUAUAGUAAGGGGGGUUUAGAAUGUUCAAGUCUGCUACCAGGGGCAACAGUUCGCAGACCGCUUUAGCUUGUACUUUCUAAACCCCAAACCACUUUCGUUUGGGAUAUUCCUACACAUUCGCAAAAAACUUUGGGACGUAAACCGUAGAUACAUGCGAAAGUAUCGCCAACUAAGCCUUCAUAAGGAGCGUAAACCGCAAGAAAAUUUUGGACUCUUACAUCAAUCCUUUACAUUCUGACAUCAGUAUGCAUAUUCUCCAUACUGUUCUCUAUACAUUACCUUUGGUACUGACGAGAAGAAUUUGUUCAACAAUCAAAGCUUCUUGGGUUGGUGAUCAUUUCCUUUAUUCUCGUGAUCUUAGUCAAUGAUCCAGCUGUAUCAUUUUAAAGAGAAAUUACAUGCUGGUCACUCUUAGAGUUCUUAAGGGUUAACAAGAAAAGCACGGUUUGUUCCCAACAGGUGGUAUGGAAGUCUACUAGGCAGCUGGGUGUCGGCAUUGCCACUAUAAAGCGCGGAUUCUGGACUAAGACCUACGUUGUGGCUCGUUACACGCCCCCAGGAAACUAUUGGGGAAGGUUCAAGCAAGAAGUGGGGGAUAUCACUGUUUUGUAGUGAGAGG